GGAGGGGAAAAAAAGCGUUCCUUCCUCCUUUCCGGCCGCGGCAGGUCCUCGCGGGAUUUCGAUGGGGCUGCGGGUUCGGGCCCUGGCGUGGGGGCGUGGCGACGAGGCGCUCUUGAUCCGGAACUCAUCGUGAGGGAGCGCAGGAAGAGGUCGCGUGCGCGGCUGAGGCGUGCGUGUUCGCUGCCCAGAAGCCAGGAGCGGGGCGGUGAGGGACAAGAGGGUUUACGUUGGCAAGAAGCUGGAAUCAGGAGCAGAGCCAGGUGUAAAGCCCAGAUGCUCUCCAAAUCCUUGAUUAUGGAAUAUCUGGCUCAUCCUAGUGCACUCAGCUUGGCUGCUGGAGUUGCUUGUGGUAUGUGCCUGGGCUGGGGCCUCCGAGUACGCUUUGGGAUGCUCCCCAAAAGACUGACAAAUGAAGCAGACACAGAGAGUGACACUGAAGAGACCACCUUGGGAGAGAGUGAGGAGUACAAAAUGGUUCUUGUGGUUCGAAAUGACUUGAAAAUGGGAAGAGGAAAAGUUGCUGCCCAGUGUUCCCAUGCAGCAGUGUCUGCCUACAAGCAGAUUCAAAGGAGAAACCCUGAGGUGCUCAAACAGUGGGAAUACUGUGGCCAAACCAAAGUGGUGGUCAAAGCCCCUGACGAAGAAACCCUGAUUGAAUUAUUAACCCAUGCAAAAAUGCUAGGACUCACUGUCAGUUUAAUCCAAGAUGCUGGGCGUACACAGAUUGAACCGGGCUCACGAACUGUCCUGGGAAUUGGGCCAGGACCAGCAGAUCUAAUUGACAAAGUUACUGGCCACCUAAAACUUUACUAGGUGAACUACCAAGGUGACUUCCCCGAGCAAGUGCUUGAAGUGUGUGGAAUUCUAAUAGAAUCAAUUUCUUCCCAGUUAUUUUUGAGGUGAAAAUAAAAGGCAUUCCUUUGUUCCUGUAUCAUGUGAUUGUCUGGUAGCUGUUAUCUUGGACGUGGUUAAAUGGAUUUGGUGGUUCAAGCAGUGGUUAAUAAUAAUAGGUGAUGAAAUCAACACUUUAGGUGAGAGCAGCCACUCAUGAAAAAACGAGGUUGAAAAGGGUAAUCUGUGCUAGGAUCAGGUCUGUGUGUUGCUGCUUCCCUGACUCCUGUCAUCUAUCUGCCUUGGGAGUUCAAGAGCAGUGUCAUGGAUUCAAGUUGCACUUUGUUUCCCUUUAAUUAGAUGGGCUGCCACCCUGA
Messenger RNA from Ochotona princeps (American pika), 1208 nucleotides. It is a transcript of the gene PTRH2, whose product is annotated as peptidyl-tRNA hydrolase 2. Gene Ontology annotation, cellular component: mitochondrion; cytosol. Gene Ontology annotation, biological process: negative regulation of anoikis; positive regulation of anoikis. The transcript is spliced from 3 exons. The record is from RefSeq and is a predicted model, not a curated record. Gene Ontology annotation, molecular function: peptidyl-tRNA hydrolase activity. Lineage: Eukaryota; Metazoa; Chordata; Mammalia; Lagomorpha; Ochotonidae. Bases 274 to 813 code for a protein of 179 amino acids.